GCUUCAGAACCAAGCAUAAUUUUGUAAUUGUUAUUAAUGUAAUUAAUGAAAAAACAAUUGUGUAAUGAUGUCUUUACUUCAACGUCCUCUUGGCUGCCUGUUUCCAUUGCUGAAUGGUUAUUCUUUGUGUGUAUAAAGACUGCUACGUCUACGUGCUCUUUUUUUCUUUCUACGAGGAUGAGUACGGAACGAUUAUAGUAGUUGCUAUUCUUUCCGCUUCUGUCUGCAGUCCCAUUGGUCGACUUCUCUGCUUCGAAGUAGUGGACAGCACAAACGAAGCUGAGAAAAUUGUUUAUGAAUAACAGCGCCCCCUUCCUCUAGGUUAUACUUAAUAAGGAAAUCUCUUCGUCUUGCUCUUGGCUUUUGCUUGCUCCUCCUGUACUGAUGCGGUUACCCCAGGUGCCUCGUAGGGUCAUCGCUGCGCAGUCAUCCGUUGCUAUUUACCUCCUCCGAUUGGCUCGUUUUUGUCCCCAUCGCCUCCUCUACGUACCGGGUAUUCCUCCGCGAGGUCCGUAACAAUAACCGCACAACGAGUAAUGAUAGGACUAUGAAAACUUUAAUCCUAUAUGUCCUGUGCUAUCUUACUCUGGCCCUAUCGUGGAUCUCUGUCUCCAUGUUCUCAACUGCUAAUGCUGCUAGUCAUAACGAGAACCGUCAUCUUAGCGUCACACGCUGCUGCUGGCCAACUAGCAUUCUCUACUGCAGUUCUGAGGUGAAGAUCACAAGCACUAAAGAGUUCAGUUAGAAUUUUCUGCUUCUCUCAUGAAGCUCUACUACUGACAAAAAUGUCCCUUCGUACUUGAUCACAGACCAAAAAGCCCCGAUUUCAGAUAGAUUUGCAUGGAUUAUAGAGCUAUAUACCCUUUACAUGCGUAGUCAUCGCUUACUAUAAUGUACAUUGUGCGGAAUUCACAGGGUGGCUGGUGGAUGGUUCCGUACAGAACAUCGAUCUCAAGUGCAGCACAGAGGAUCCGCGUGGGAAUCAAGCCGGUGGCGCCGUCUCGCGACGGAGUGGGCAGUUAGCAGCAGGCUGGAAAUGGGGGUGGGCCGAAGAGGAGCGCGGAACGUGCAGAGCGCCCUAUGAGGACGGUACGAUUGUGGGCUACGAGCAGACAGACCACACAGGAACAUGGAAGAGGGCCCUGUGGUCAGGGUCGCAGAGGCAUCACAGACAAAACAGCCGUGCUCCCAGCUCCCGUUCUCGAGUGGUAUGACGUUCGAGGCAUGUGGGCAUCGAGCCGUUGGCUCUAGCGACGAACCUCACGAGAACACCUGAACGAGCAAUUCGACCCCACCGAGACAGACAUACGUCGAGGUUGUUCCGUCAGGAAACGUAGGCUGCUUUGGCGGGCAGUACACUAACUUCAUGAAUCACUACAGUAGCAGCAACAGCAACAGCAUAUAUGAUAAUAUCAGCGACAGCAACAACGGCAACCUUCACAAUCAAAGCCACGAUCACCGUAGGCGUCUCGGCAGAUGUGGCAGUAGGAACCUCCAGUAACAACCGCAUUGAGAGCGCAAGUUGAACCGCGCGCGUCUCCUUCGAUGUUCUCGCUCCCCAGUAAUCGCUUGGACCACCAACAUCCCGCUUUAACCAAACAUCUUCAGUGUCUGUUUCAGGGGUAGUAAAAUAGUGAGUCGUUGGGUACCUAAGGAUUUCAUGCAUCCGCAAAAAUCGCCAGUCGAAUCGCAAAUCACGACUGGGAACAGCAAGCACAAGUAACAGGCUGAUUAGUUCGCUCGUCGCUUUAGUCGCUCGUUCGAUCAGACUUCAUCGAGUGCCACAACAGCGGUGAAAGCAAUAACACGGUCGAGUGAGUCUUCGAAACGCAGCUGCAGCUGCAGCUGUGUUCCGUGCGCGUGUGUGUGAGCGUUUGCGUGAAGGCGAUGAUAAUGAGUAAUGUCGUUUUUUCUCUACAAGUGAAUAUACGUAUUUGUGAGGUGUUUGCGUGUGUGCGUGCGAUCCUGCUUGAUGCAGUGCAAGACGACCGCAGGCCGACCGCGACCUCAAGCCCGGCGUCAAGGGCUCGAUGUUGAAGGAUCGACGCUGAGGACGACCAACGUGCAGGUGUUCCAAUCACCGAGUGUUUGGCAGUGCGCGGAAACAGUACAAAGGCACAGUAGACGUCGAACGCCCGUGCUACGUUAUUUUCAAGCGUUUGUUUACUACCAUCACGACGACAACAACAACUAUUUCUCUUGCUAUUGGAAAACCGGUAAUUGCCUCAAUGCUACCGCAAUAUUGAGAAAACUGCUGGCUGAAAAACAUCCUUUUCACUACAAUAACAACAAUGUCAGCGUCUGCUCAUCGAAGUGUGACUAAAGUUAGUCCAUAGUGUAGUGCCGAUAAUUAUUUUGUACGACGCGUGAAGUUCGUCAACGUUUAUCGAAAAGGAGCAACGUUCCGCUAUCGGAUAUGGUAUCGUCAGCGUGGUUUUUGCUUUCUUUUUCCACCGAUUUACCGCCGUCACUAGUGGUAACAAUGACAACCGCUACGGAUCGUGGCAUGCACGUCUGCUAAGCAAACAAAACGCCGCUAGGGCCAGUAAAAGGUAGCGCUCAUGCGACGCGAUGACAGUAGGGGGCCGGAGUUAGCAUUGCGCUCUCAACAACUUCGGCUAGAUAACAAUGGAAACAAUCAUAAUCAAGCACAAAACUCAUAAAAUCCUAACGCAUAAUACAAGCUAUUCGUGGCUGCCUAAUUUUCUAUCAAUUUGCUAAUUGGUGCGCCCUGUCGUUUUGUAAUUAGCUUCCUGCAGCAGUAGUACGUCUACCACGUUUCUGACCCCUUUCUCUGUUCGAAGAUUGAUCUUCUCUAACGGAAAUGUGCGAUAAACUAUACAAGAAAGAAUGGAAGUAAAUAAUAUUCGUAAAGCUAAUUCGUGUUUCAAGUAAGCCAAGCGUCGGACAACAAACACAAAAAAAUAACGAAUGGUCAUUUUGUACGAAGCGAAUAAAAUAACAGUGUCCGACGGAACAACGAGUACCGAACCGAUCAAACGGCCUCUAACAGAGAAACAAUAACAAGCGUAACUAGGAUUUCACACGCGGCCAUCGCUUUCAUUGCGCUAAUGACCGCUAGCUCUAUUGCAACCUCAACGUAUGCCUCAAGCUUUACGUCUGUAACAACGUUGCUUUGUUUGGAACUAUACAACUUGUACAAUUAUUACUUUUACAGACAAAAGGACAGCAGUAGACGAAACGAUUUAAUCAAGCUAAGCGAAGAAUUCGAUUUAACUCGCGUCAAGCCGGUCCUAUUGUACCCGUCCCUACUCUGCCCCCAUCGUUCCUCGUAUAUAUCGUAGUCUAGGUUAAUUCGUCUUGAAACAGUCAUUCCAAAGCAGCCAUUGUUGGUCGUGCUGUAUCAUCCUGCAGUCACGAGAAUACCGAGGUACUGAGAUACGCCGAAGCGAUGCGUACAAGAUCUACUGCUAUUAUGAUAAGACCUUCCUGAAGCCUGUAUGAGGCAGAAGGCCGGAAACAAUGGCCAAAACGGCAGAAGGCCCAGAACAGCGAAAGUAAGAGAAAUAUUUUAUUUGUUCUCGAAGAAGGAAAGCUGAACGCAAAUAGAAUCAUGAAGGGUAGAACAGGCAAACACGAAACACAAAGUAUCACCAUCAGCGUCAACGAAGGUGAUGACGACAGAACGUGCAGCGCUAUUAGUCCACUCCACCAAAGCAACAACAACAACAGCAAUUAAUUUGUUAUUACUACUAUUAUUAUUGCAAAAGUAAAUAACAAUGACAAAAAAUAAGGUUGUGAACCAAUAAUCCCUAUACUCUAUUAGUGAAAGUAAGUAACAACACACACAUAUUUAUAUACAUAUAUAUAUAUAUACAUACGUCGGAAAAGCGUAUGCGUUUACAACAAUCACUCACAGCUUAAAUCAGGAUCGUCACUACUACAGUUUGACGUUAGUUGGUGACCACCCGUGAAUUUCCGUUACGACCGAGACCAGUAGUAACACCUGUAGCAGCUGCAGCAUCACCUGCAUUGCGACCACUGCGAAUACGAAACAGCCCUACAACCUGAUCAGAACCAAGCGGACACAGCCUACGUCAACGCUAGCAGCCCAAAAAAAUAAAGGCGACGUUCAUCGAACUGGGUCAAACCGGAGACCCAGCUAAGACAAACAGCAGCGUCCUAUCUAAAAUGUUCAUCAGUUGUCGUUGAACGCUACCAGCAGCAGCCGUUGCGUAAAACAGAUUACCGUAAUAACACCGUAAUGCUGAAAGCGCAGAGCCAGGAAAACUAGGGAGAGGAUAGGAAAUCAAGGGAACGGACAGCCAAAAACGCCAAACGGUUUCGAACAAUCAGUAUCUGCAUGGUCGUGUAGGACAAAUACAUGCGUCUACGCAUAGAACCGCAUCAAUAUUAGGCUAAGCCGUCAUCAACGAUAAAUUGUUUCAACAUCUAUCUACAGCACAAAGAGGAAGUCGAUCAGAGGAGCGAACCCGACCUACUAUUGAAAUUCUUAGUUCUAAUUAGUAGUACGAUAGCGGAAACUAUUAUUACAGUUAUUGUAAAAGUGCGCAUAUAGACCAUAAUAGUAGCAGAUUGUACGAUCGUCGAUGGAUCGUCAUAUCUUCCUGUGACGGGCCGUCACCCAUUUUAGCGAAACAAACGGAGGCGACAGCAGCAGUGAUGAACAGCCAACAAAAUAAAUAGAAAAAAGAACUGCAAAUCUACAUGUUAACUAUAAUUAGCUAUCAUUAAUAGUACAACCACCGGUGGUAUAAUAACAACGGUCUCUAGGACGGUCACGGCUCUAUACAAUUUUACUAUUACAAUUCUAACCUGCAACUGCUACAACAGUGAGAAGACAUCUAGAAAUUCUCAUCAGUAUAAUUAGAAGUCAGAUAACGCCUGUAGUCACAACCAUUACGAUUUGCCCCAAGGAGCUGAUAAGGAUAAAGCCGGAUAGUAGGCUCGAUGCUGUAGAAACAAAUAAAGAAUCAUGGUGAGAUUCCUCUCUCACCAAAACCCCCGCCUUCCCCCCUAACCUCUAACCUUUUUUUCGCUCGUUGUUGCCGUCUGUCGGCGUGUGCGUGAUUGAUUUGAGUCAUACGAGGCCAAAAACACGGCCAGUCUAUCGUGCCAACGAUCAAUCAAUAAUUGUCGUGGCUUGUCGAUGACACAUAUGUGUAUAUAUAUACACGGGAGAUUAGCCAAUUGAUUGAUAGAUGAGUAGGCCAAUCAAUUAAUUGGUCAGGUUCGUCAGUCAAUAGCCAAAGCUUCCGCGAAGGGCAGCUUCGCCAACGGAACAGAGCUCCAUCCGAAUUAGGUAUAUGGAGCGAGCAAACUGAGAAACCGUGGAAAAUAGAAGACGGAAGAGAAACACAAAGAUGAAGCGAUAACGUACAGGUGUACGUAUAUUAAGCCAGCUAGCAGUUGAGAUCCAUCUGGACGUUGGACAAGGCUACUUGAGAGGUUAGGAUAAGCAGCCAGGGUAAUCAUCAUCAUCACAAAAGUCCUAAUUGUAGCGGCAUAAGGAAAGAUGUAAACCAGCGAGUUCUAGAAUUACUAACAACGGAUCUAUUUAUAAAAGUAAUAACAACAACAAUAAGGCAAACGCUGAUGGCAGCGUCAGCAGCAGGAAGGUGAAGAGUCCGAAUGCCAGCUCACCGUGUUUCUAUUACCGUUAUGAUCAGCACCAUAUGAGUGCGUGUCCAUGCCUCUGCGUGUACGUCGUGUCGCCAUUAUCGCCAGUAGCAACAAUGACUGUGUCGUGAUUUGUCGUUGGCCGCUUUUGGUCAAGUAGCGUUUACUGCUAGUGAUCGUCAUCCGUCGAAUUGUGUAGUUGAGGUGCUUGCUGUGUAUCAUCUGUCGCCAUUGCAAUCAAACGCAGCCUGUGAGUUUUAUUUCAUUUUUGGCUCAAGGCCACUGCAGAAGGGAGAAUGUCACGACGAAAAGAGGCACUCGCACUGGCCACUUCCAGCGCUGCAACAGCCGAAACCAAUCAGGCCUUCGUCACCGAACGCGCCGCCUCGCCUGAAGGACUCAAUAAAGGAUCAGACAACGAGGAUAAUCUGGAAGAGGAACCAGAGGUGAAGAAUUUAAAAUACUGGGCAAGUAAAAUUGGACAUGUAUUUCGGAAGGUUCGGCCAACAAAGAAGCGGCGAAAAACGAGCUAUGGGUCACUAUUUUCGUCCUUAGGUGACAGCGAACUCGAUGAACUCGAAGGUCCGACAGUACACUACAAGCCGGAGGCCAUAGAGACUCUGUGCCAGCUGACUAAGUUCAACCGUAGAGAGCUCCAGCUCAUGUAUAGAGGCUUCAAGCAGGAGUGCCCAUCGGGGAUGGUGAAGGAAGAUACCUUUAAGAUGAUCUACUCACAAUUUUUCCCGAGAGGAGCGGACGCCUCUCAGUAUGCUCAUUUCGUAUUUAACACCUUCGACCAGGACAACACCGGAGCUAUCACAUUUACAGAUUUUGUAAUUGGACUGUCUGUUUUAUCGCGUGGUUCGCUUCAAGAGAAACUUCGCUGGACAUUCAACUUAUACGAUAUUAACGGAGAUGGGUAUAUCACCAAGGAUGAGCUGUCUCGGAUCGUGAAGGCCGUCUACGAUCUGAUGGGCCGAGCAGUUGAGCCGUUGGUGGAAGAACACACGACCCGCGAGCACGUGGAGCGCGUCUUCAACAGACUUGACCUCAACAAGGAUGGGGUCGUCACCAUCGACGAGUUUAUGGACUCGUGUACCAAGGAUGAGAACAUCUCGAAGUCAAUGGCAGUGUUGGAUACAAUCCUGUGAUGUCCUGUGGUUGUUGCGAAAAUGAAUCCUUAUAAUUAUUACUUAAUAAUAUAAUAGCCGUUAUUAUGACGUCGGUUAUUAUUCCCAGUAGUUACACAAUGGUAAGAUGAAGCUCGAGAGAUGCAGCAGCAGCAGCAGCAGCAGCAGCAGCAAGGAAAAUACGUACCGCAAGUAGAGUCAUUACUACUACUACCACUCUCUCUCUUUCUCUCUCUCUCUAUAUAUAUACAUAUAUAUAUACAUAUAUACA
This is a messenger RNA of Varroa destructor (honeybee mite), 7002 nucleotides long. RefSeq names its product Kv channel-interacting protein 4-like. Lineage: Eukaryota; Metazoa; Arthropoda; Arachnida; Mesostigmata; Varroidae. The record is from RefSeq and is a predicted model, not a curated record. Gene Ontology annotation, molecular function: calcium ion binding.